Chara braunii is the source of this 3320-nucleotide messenger RNA. The record is from the annotation of a GenBank genome assembly. NCBI's taxonomy places the organism in Eukaryota, Viridiplantae, Streptophyta, Charophyceae, Charales, Characeae.
CCCGUUGAUGUUUGCGGACUUCCAAUGGAUGGCCCUUCCCCCGUCCGGUCGAUUGCCGAAACCGUAUUGCACUAUGCUCAUGGCACAAUUGCAGGAUUACUUGCACACUGCAGUACCAGCUCUGUUGAUGGACGCUGGAGUAGAGGUUGUCGACCUUCACGACUACGUUGCGAAGAUCGACCGCGAGUUCAAGACACAACGGAAGUCGCAGCCCACACAAGUCACGUUGGCCGACAUUCACACGCACAAGUCAAUCCACCGGUGUAUUGAUAUCGUCCCUGUGUACUUUGCCCCGCAUGCAAGUGAGGCCGUGUCCUUCGACAUUUUGGACACCAAGUUCGACAUGAUCUUGGGCAUGUCAUGGCUACGAAGCGAGAAUCACCCGGUGAACUUCUACCGCCGCAACGUUCACGAUCGUGACCGGAACGUAGUACUAGUCCCAUCCACGGUGCCUCCUCCUCACCCUUCGAUCAGCUGCCACGUGGUGUCCGCUGCAAGCAUUCGAGCUUCCAUCAUCAGCGAUGACAUCGAGGAGAUGGAUGUGUGUUUUCUUCACGCCUUCCCGCCCCAAGACAUCCCAUCGACGGACUCAUCACCGGACCCAAGCAUCACCAAGCUUCUCGACGCCUAUGGCGACGUAUUCGAAGCCCCGCACGGAGUAGUACCGGAUCGGCCAAUCCGCCACGAGAUCAUCCUCGAGGUCGGGGCCGUACCUCCGCGUGGUUGCAUCUACCGCAUGAGCGAGGAAGAGUUAAGUGUGCUACGGGCACAACUCGACGACCUUCUCGAGAAAGGCUGGAUUCGACCUAGCUCCUCGCCAUACGGCGCUCUCGUUCUCUUCGUCCGGAAGAAGAACAAGGAUUUGCGGUUGUGCAUCGAUUAUCACAAGCUCAACGCGCAGACCGUCAAGAGCGUCGGCCCUCUUCCGCGCAUCGACAACCUCCUCGAACGGCUGGGCAGCGCCAAGUUCUUCUCCAAGCUUGACCUCAAAUCGGGAUAUCACCAACUCGAGAUUCGGCAGGAGGACCGCUACAAGACCGCGUUUAAGACGCGAUAUGGGCAUUUCGAAUGGCUGGUUAUACCUUUUGGCCUUACGAAUGCCCCGGCCACAUUCCAAGCGGCUAUGAUAACGGAGUUCCAACACAUGCUGGAUAGAUUCGUACUCAUCUACCUCGACGACAUCCUGGUGUACAGUCGGAGUUUGGACGAGCAUGUGGAGCACCUGCGCACCGUUUUGGAGCGGCUACGACAAGCCAAGUACAAAGCCAACCGCGACAAAUGUGAAUUCGCACGGCAAGGGCUAGAGUACUUGGGACAUUAUGUGACACCGCAAGGCAUCCGUCCGCUUGCGGAUAAGAUCGAGGCCAUCCGCGUGCCAUUCAUAUUUGAUGACGAUGCACGCCAGUCAUUCCAAGCACUCAAGACGGUCAUGCUCAUGGCACCCGUCCUUAGCAUCUACGACCCCACCCUGCCAAGGAGAGUGACAACUGACGCUUCCGGCUAUGGCAUUGGGGCAGUCUUGGAACAACACGACGGCGACGACUGGCACCCCGUGGAGUAUUUCAGCCACAAGGUGCCUCCCAUCAAUUCACUUGAUGAUGCAAGGAAGAAGGAGCUGCUCGCAUUCGUGAUGGCUCUCAAGCGAUGGCGGCACUUCCUCCUUGGGCGUCGUAGGUUCACAUGGGUCACGGACAACAACCCAUUGACCUACUACAAGAUGCAGGAUACGGUGAGCAGCACGAUCGGACGAUGGAUGUACUUCAUCGAGCAAUUCGACUUCACACCGAAACAUCUCGCCGGCCUCUCCAAUCGCGCAGCAGAUGCACUCUCGCGAAAACCUGAUAUUUGCGCUAUGACACAUCAUGCCUUCGCAUUCGACGAGGAACUAAUGCAACACGUCAUCAGGGGCUAUGAGUCUGACCCGGAUUUCGCCACGUUGUAUGCGCAGCUAUUUUCGGAUCACCCGUCGGCCAGCCACUAUCGCAUCGUCGACGGGUAUUUGCUUCUCCACUCGCGAGGCAAGGACUUCUUGUGUGUCCCACACGAUCGUCGUCUUCGGACUCGCCUUCUCGUUUGCCAACGGAGCAAGCCCCGCAACCGCAAUCCCUACGGCGAGUUGCGCCCGAUGCCCAUCCCAUGGGAACCCGGCCUCUCCAUUGCCAUGGACGGCACCGGUCCAUUUCCCCGCGACCGCCUCGGGCACGACGGAAUCCUCACGGUCACUGACCGUUUGGGCAACCACGGCGUUUCGGAGGACAUCGUUAGCGACCUCGGCACUCGUUUCAUGUCGGCAUUCUGGACUUCUCUCAUGCAGGAAUCCAACACCAAGAUGAAACCAAGUUCGGCUUGGCAUCCACAAACAGACGGGCAAAUGAAGUGGGCACAUCAAACCACUCAAAUGAUGCUUCGUACACUCAUCCGUCCGGAUCAGAAGGAUUGGGUUGACUGCCUCCCCGACAUCGAGUUCGCCUACAACACUUCGGUGCAUCCGGCGAUCUGUGUGACUCCAUUCGAGUUGCACCACGGUGGCCGGGAAGGCCGUAUCUUCGCUGAUCUUCUCCUUCCACGAACAGCCGACCUAGACGCUGCUUGCUCUCGCGCUUUCGUCCGGAAGUACAGGGAAUUGUUGGCACACGCCCUCGCGAACAUGCAAAAAGCCCAAGUCCGCAUGCAACAGCAAGCCAACAAGUGUCGCGUGCCAUGUCCCAUCCGCGCCGGUGAUCUGGUUUGGGUCUCCGCGGAAGAGUUUGCACUCGAGCAGGAUGUUUCGUGCAAACUACUCCCCAAGUGGUUUGGACCAUGGCCCGUAACAUCAGCCGCGGGGGAUGAGCCCGAUGGCCCCUCAUUUGUGAUCAACAUGCCCCCGCAUCUGACGGUCCAUCCAGUCUUUCCCGCCUCAAAGCUGGCGACAUAUACACCAGCUAAGAGCGACGACUUCCCGGGCCGACGAUCACAAGACCCUCCAUCUAUGGAUGGUCAUCAGGAAGUUGACCUCGUCAUCACGGAUCGCAAGUACAGCAGCAAGCCUCGACAGUACAAUGCUACCUUCAAAGCAUGCGAUCCCGAUGACACCCGAUGGAUUUCAGGAGCAGAUUUGAAAGCAUCCGCACCGCUGAUCUACUCUGACUACGAGCGACAAAGGUCAGCUAGGGAAGCUUCACGACCUGCCCCUCCCACCCAGACUUUGGUCCCUCCCUCAGACAGACCGCUUCGCCCUCGCACGUAAGCUCGGUCUGUUAAGGAGGGGGGGGUGUGGCAUACUGUGCAGCCACACAGGCCUGAAGGGCCCGAUCAGCGUUCUCAGCCUAAAAGCCUGAAAA